CCUGAACUGUACACGUACAACCAAAGCGACAGCGUUGCCCAGCUCGGCUGUGUGCACUGAGCUGUGGCUGAGACCCGGGGUGUUCAACUGAACAGAUCCGCUGCUUCAACCCCCCGGUUGUGGGGAGGGCACAGAAGCAGCCUACCAUGUCUAUAAGACGGAUCUUGACACUGAGAAAAUGGAUUCCGUUGCAGACUUCAGCGGAAGGAGUUUGGUCGUGUCAACAUGUGGUGUGUCGUCUGCUGGCAGAUACUGAUUGCAGCCGUAUAUUGUCACGGAAUUUCACUGUAAGCUGUUUAAAAUAUGCUAAGGCUCGAGGAGUUCGGAAGAAGAAGCAGCUUUCUGAAAAGAAACGGACUCGGUACUUUGUGGAUCAGCAAAGGGUCACAGUGACAGGUGGGAAAGGUGGUGAUGGAACAUGCGCUUUCCACAGUGAACCCCGGAAAGAGUUUGGAGGACCUGAUGGUGGAAAUGGAGGGGAUGGAGGUCACGUUAUUUUAAAAGUGGCUCAACAAGUGAAAUCGCUGCUGGGCAUUAAAUCAUAUUAUCGUGGGAUUGAUGGAGAAGCUGGAGCAAGUAAGAAUUGUUAUGGAAAGAAUGCAGCCCACACUUACUUACUGGUGCCAAUUGGUACGGUGGUCAAGGAAGAUGGGAAGGUAGUCGCCGACCUGUCACGUCACGGUGAAGAGUACGUGGCAUCGUAUGGUGGUCUGGGUGGCAAGGGAAACCGCUUCUUUCUAUCUAAUGAGAACCGUGCACCAAUGUCGGCAACGCCGGGGGAAGAGGGUGAGCAGCGGGUCAUGCAGAUGGAACUCCGGACUAUGGCUCACGGCGGCUUGGUUGGCUUCCCCAAUGCGGGAAAAUCAUCUCUUCUGAGAGCAAUCUCGAAUGCCCGGCCAGCCGUUGCUGAUUAUCCAUUUACAACAUUAACUCCUCACGUUGGUGUCAUCCAAUAUCAAGACUUCGAGCAGAUCGCAGUUGCAGACAUUCCUGGAAUCAUUAGAGGUGCUCAUGAAAACAAAGGCCUGGGAAUUUCCUUUCUGAAACACAUUGAACGCUGCCGUUUUCUACUAUUUGUGCUCGAUCUGUCAACAGCGGAGCCCUGGCAACAGCUGGAAAGUUUAAAAUAUGAACUGGAGCAGUAUGAGAAAGGAUUGUCGGAGAGACCAUUUUGUGUCAUUGGGAGCAAGAUAGACAUUCCAGAGUCCAAAGCCAAUUUUGUAUUGCUUCAAGAAAAAGUAAAGCAUAGUAGACUAAUCCCUGUGUCUGCACUUACGGGCGAAAACAUUGAAGAGCUUUUAAUGCAUCUCAGGGAACUAUACGAUGGCUAUCUGGAGAUUACCAAGAUUGAUGGAAGCACACCAGUCAAAUGGUAAAUCACUGGUAUGGGAGUAAAUUAUUAAAUUUGCUUAAAAAUAUUGUGUGAUUCUUUUAUUUCCAAUUUGAAGCUCUGGUGAACCCUUUAAGAUCCUUUGAAUAAUGUUUCUCUACAGGAAUAGACUUUCUCCAAAGUUUUACAAUGAUGGAAACAGAUGGUAAAUUCAUUUACAUUUUACAAAAACUUUAAGUGUAUAAGCAAUUUGAGACUUGGGGUCAUUUGACAAAAUGUAGGGUGUAUGAGAGAAACUGGGGUCUUCGACUGCUUUCAAAGCUGUCUCUUUUUUGGGGAGGGUUGUGGGGUAGAGGGAUGUGGGCUGUUCAUCGCCGGUGGGUCUGUGAAGCUAACAACUAUUAUUGUUGAAUGAUGUGACCACCAAGAUAAUAAAAGGUGGUAUUGAC
Messenger RNA from Leucoraja erinaceus (little skate), 1779 nucleotides. It is a transcript of the gene mtg2, whose product is annotated as mitochondrial ribosome-associated GTPase 2. Gene Ontology annotation, molecular function: GTP binding; magnesium ion binding; GTPase activity. The record is from RefSeq and is a predicted model, not a curated record. Lineage: Eukaryota; Metazoa; Chordata; Chondrichthyes; Rajiformes; Rajidae. The transcript has 7 exons. Bases 147 to 1376 code for a protein of 409 amino acids. Gene Ontology annotation, cellular component: mitochondrion.